UUAUUAUUUUAUUACCCAAAACACAUGAACACAAAACCCUCACUUACUCAUGGACUCUCUCAAUCAUUCCUUCAAUUCUUCCUCUUUUCAUUUCAACACCCUCACAACACUCAAUUCUAACAUUUCCAAAAUAUACCCUACUUGCCUUUCAUUCCCCUUCCUUCAUACCAUCAAAAAGGUGCCAACUUUACCAAUCCAGAACAGAGUUUCCAAUGAAAAUAAAGAAUUUCAUCAUUUUUCUUACUUGCAAAACGGAGGGUUAGGAGUGGCUUUGUUAAGCGUCACCACAAACGCCAAGGUUCGGAUCAGUCCUUUUGUAUCUACAUUGGCUUCGAAUCCAACCUUUGUUUCUGGGUUGUUUGCGUGGAUUGUUGCACAAUCCAUAAAAGUUUUCUUGAAUUUCUUUGUAGAUAGGAAGUGGGAUUUGAGGCUAUUGUGUUCUUCUGGAGGAAUGCCUUCUUCUCACUCAGCACUAUGCACUGCUCUCACCACUUCUGUUGCUAUCUGUCAUGGAGUUGCUGAUUCACUAUUUCCUGUUUGUUUGGGUUUUAGUCUUAUUGUUAUGUAUGAUGCUAUUGGUGUUCGAAGACAUGCUGGCAUUCAGGCUCAGAAAAUUGUGUGUGGACCUGGACACAGGUGCUUAAUAUGAUUGUGGCUGACCUAUUUCAAGGGCAUCCAAUUAGUGAAAGAAAACUGAAGGAACUUCUUGGUCACACUCCAUCUCAAGUUUUUGGUGGAGCGUUGCUUGGCAUUUUAAUAGCCUGUUUCUGUUGUCAAGGUUGUGGUGUGGGGGUUUAGGUGAUUCUGUUCUCUUGCCAUUUUGUUUAUCAAACUGUAUUGAUUGAUAGAAUACUAUUUGUUCUGAUAAUGUGAUGCAGCCUUCUGGACCUCUGGUAUAUGAAACGGCCCAUUUAAUAGGUGCCCUUAUUCAAGGCCAAAUACUUCAACAUGAGUAAAAUGUAAAUGGAAACAUUACUGAUAAAACUGGGCAACACGUGUCAUUUUUGGCAAGAUAGUAAUGAGUGGAGAUCUCCUCCAAUUCUUUUUCAUUAUUAAGGAUUUUGGUGUAUAAAUGCCUUGUAUUUCUAGAAAUGAGAACAUGCAUUCUGUUUAAUUAGACUUUUAUACGUUCAAAGCAUUAGUAACAAUAUAACUCCAUUUUUUUUUUUGAGAAAUAUUGCAAAUUUCUACCAGACAGUAUAGUGAACUUUGGUUCUUUUGUCA
Messenger RNA from Cicer arietinum (chickpea), 1224 nucleotides. The record is from RefSeq and is a predicted model, not a curated record. NCBI's taxonomy places the organism in Eukaryota, Viridiplantae, Streptophyta, Magnoliopsida, Fabales, Fabaceae.